AUAUCAAACCAACAGAGCAACCACCACGGUUGUUCCUUGGCUCCCUGUCAACACCCCUUCCCCCCCUAAAGAAAAAGAAACAAUGGCAGCGAAGCAAAUGGAAGAUAUACAGAGAAAACUAGGGAUGCUGAAUUAUCCAAGAGCCAAUGCUCCUGCUCAGUCUCUUCUUUUUGCCGGCAUGGAACGUUACGCUCUUCUCGAAUGGCUCUUCUUCAAGUACCCCAUUUCCCCUUAUUAUUAUCUCGUUCUUUGUCACUUUGUAAAUGGCUUGUUUAAUUACUGGGAAAAGCGGCUCAAGGAGAAAAUUAAUUUGUUAUUGGGUGAUAAAUCACCAUUCUCGCAGCAAAAUCUACAAGGAGAUGCUAUGGAUCGUGACGAAGAGACGGCUCGUAUCCAAUAUCUGGCAGAGAUUGCAAAGUUUCUGGGCAUCACUUCAAUUAUAGAUACAGAAGCCAUCCAAGGGCGAGGAAGCUAUGAAGACCGAACUGAAAUGCUUCGCCUAAUUGUAGAUCUCGUGGAGGCUAGCAUCUAUGCUGAUAAUCCUGAAUGGAGUGUAGAUGAACAGGUGGCAAAAGACAUACAACUCAUAGAUUCUAUUGCAGAGAAACAAGCUCUAAUAUUCUCAGAGGAGUGCAAGCUGUUCCCUGCUGAUGUGCAGAUUCAAUCCAUAUAUCCAUUACCAGAUGUAUCUGAGUUGGAGACAAAGCUUGCGGAACAGUCAAAAAUACUUCAGAGUCUUCAGCAGAAAAUUGAUGACUUGGCAUCUAAGCAUGCAUACAAUCCAGAUGAGGAGUAUUCUGAGGUGGAAUCUCAUCUCCGGGCACAUUUGGAAUCUUUCCUAGAAACUGCAAGAUCAUUCAAUGUGAUAUACACAAAGGAAAUACGCCCUUGGACGCACAUGAUGGAAGUGCCACAGCUUCAUGGGUUUGGACCAGCUGCCAACCGGUUGUUGGAGGCAUACAAGAUGCUUUGGAAGUUCCUAGGGAACUUAAGAAAUCUUAGAGACUCGCAUGCAGCUCUUGCUGUUGGAUCUUCUGAAACAAAAGCUGGCGAGCCCUCUUCUGUUACAAGAAUAAUUUCAGAGUGCGAGUCUGCACUGACAUUCUUAAAUCGUGAUCUUGGCAUUCUCUCGGCUUCGAUUUCACGUGAGAAAGGUAACAAUGCGAGUUUAUGAUGAAUGCAUCAAAAGAUAGCUAAAAACUUCUGACAUGACCUUACAACUCUUUCUUGGGAACUUAUUUUGUGGAAUAUUUAUAUUAUGUUUAAAGGUUGAUUGAAUUGAAUGUCACAAUACCACUGUUAUUUUAGUGAGUGUGCAGUGUUCACCAUGUCGGAGUAUAUUAGUUUUGAUUUGAUUCUUGAUUCUUGAUUCCUCAAACCUUGAAUGUAUCAUGUGAAAUGAAUGGCAGACUAUUCCGUAUGCUAUAUAUGAUGAUUAGAGUUGGGGUUUA
This is a messenger RNA of Populus nigra (black poplar), 1451 nucleotides long. Its product is annotated as AUGMIN subunit 7. Gene Ontology annotation, biological process: spindle assembly; centrosome cycle. The record is from RefSeq and is a predicted model, not a curated record. Lineage: Eukaryota; Viridiplantae; Streptophyta; Magnoliopsida; Malpighiales; Salicaceae. Gene Ontology annotation, molecular function: microtubule minus-end binding. Gene Ontology annotation, cellular component: HAUS complex. The transcript is spliced from 9 exons. The coding region runs from base 83 to 1174 and encodes 363 amino acids.